AUGGGCGCAGCUGCUGCUAAGGAGCACGAAACCGGCACCGCGCCGUCUUUUGGUGCGCAGCCCUUUGCUUCCCCAGGAGGUUUUUCCGCCGGCACGAACAAGUCGAAUGAACCAAGCGGCCGGCGCGACUCCUCGCAGCCAAAGCGGCGGGGCUCGGCGAGCAGACAGAUUCCCGGUAGCUCUCCACAGGACCACCGUUCUUUGCGCGAGCUGCGGCGACAGUCAAGGCGCGAGUCCCCGGAAAGCAGCGAUUGGAACAAGAUUCAGCGGCGGAACUCCGCAGGGAUCUCGAUCUACACAAAUGAUGGGGAUAUUGAGCAACAGCAAGAUGUUGAGCGCAGCAGAUUGGAGCAAAAAGAGCGUGUGCUUUUUGACUACGAGGCACGCGACCCGGCGAAUGCGGUCCAGGUCGAGCCAGAGUACGAGGACGAAGAGGAGACCGAAAAGUAUCGGCAGAAGGUGCGUCAGCUCGAGCUAGACGUGUUGACCAGCGGUGCGGGGGGACGGGGCAAAAUGAAGGAUGCGCUGCUUCACCUCUACUCCUCGCAGUCGACCACGGUUAACGGGGGGAGCAGCAGCAGUGGGGCGUCUUCGUCUUCCUCGGCGUUGUUUGAUCAGGCGAUUCAGUUUUCCAGAUCCGGAACCAACACGUCUAAUAACUCCUCCAGGUCGCAAUCAAAGGAAUUUCAUUCCAGCAACAGCAGUACCUUCUCGCGAAUGCAGAGCAAGGAGACGAACAACGGGAGCAGUGUCGAAGAGCAGAAUUAUCAAAUGUAAAAAUGUCUGGGUCUGGAAGAAUUCAUGUUUGUCAUGCUUGUCUGGCAUGACUGUUAAAUCUGUCACGCACGUUACCCGAGAGCUCCGUUUUUCUGUGAUGCAGAAGCGCAGUUUGUCAUGCGGAAUAGACAACAGCAACACCGAGGAGCUCAGAAACUUGUCAUGCUGAGCCAGCAUUUGGAGCCUCAUCAUGAUGCGCCACCCAGCAUCACAAGUUUCCAGACCCAGACAUUUUUACAUUUGAUAAGAAUGACGCGUUUGCGAUUCGCUUCAACAGCAGCAGCAAGGGCACCAGCAGCUCGAGCAGCAGCAACAACCUGCUUCCGCCAACUUUGUCCUCCUCCUCCCCUGUGGAGUCCUCUCCGCCGGCCAGCAGCAAUUCCAUGUCCCGGGAAAAGGUGUUCUCGCCCGGGCUGGGCUCGGUCUGGAGUUACCCCGAAAGCCCACUGUGCAGGCGGAUAAAGGAAGCGACUGCUGGCGCCGACUCGUCGGACGACGAGGACGAAGAUGUGGACGAAAUAGUGCAGGACCCGCUGGACAUGCAGUACGAGCGGGUUCUGCAGGCGAUCCAGGAAAAGAAGGAGCUGUUGGCGCAACUUCCGGCGGGAAAGAAAUUUACGAACGGGCACGCAUUGAGCGCGGGCGCGUCGGGAGGUGGUGGAGGUAAGUAUUCAUAGUCGCGCUAAAAAUCAUAGUAUCUAUUAGUCUUGACGACCUGCUAAGUCGCGCACUGGCGACCAGAAUGCGUAUAUUAAGUUAUCGAUCCAAACGCAGGUCCAGACAAGCUUUACCGCGCUACGUGCCGUACACGCGAGCGUGUGGCAAAGCAGUUGCUUGAGGACCAAAAGUUUGCGGUUGGGGAUGAUUUACAAAGGAAGCAAACACAGCAAAAAAUAUGGCGAUUACGCAACGAAUAUUCCGCGGACGAUCGAGGGAAA
Molecule: messenger RNA, 1715 nt
Organism: Amoebophrya sp. A120
Lineage: Eukaryota; Dinophyceae; Syndiniales; Amoebophryaceae
Source: the annotation of a GenBank genome assembly